ACUGAGCGGCCCACGUCCCAACUCAGAUCUUACCACGAACCGUGGCGGCAGUUUUCCGGUUUCAAGGGAAUAAAAAGCCCGCAAUGGAACAGCGCUACUUCAAUGUCUCAACUGGCACUCGUCUUCGAAGCCCGGGGUAAACAUGUACUCAAGGAAAUAGCCAUCCCUGAGCCUUCCUCUGGACUGUUACAAGUUCGAGUAGAAGCUGCCGCGAUCAACCCUGUGGACGUUAAGAUUUUUGACAACGACCGUCGUGGUUUCGUGCAGCAUUAUCCGACUGUUCUUGGUUGGGAUGCAGCAGGAGAGGUCACUCAAGUUGGUCAGAAUGUGGCCAAGUUUAAAGUUGGAGAUCGCAUUGCAUUUCUCUGCAUCCCAGGCUUCAGUCGCGAUGGAGGCAAAAGUCAUACUUGUCGUGGCGCCUUCCAGCAGUAUGCAUUGGCGGACCAGCGAUUCUCAGUGAAAAUCCCCGCCGAUGCUGAUUAUGCCUCUGCUGCCUCUUGGCCCAUGUCGAGCAACACUGCAGCUGGCUCACUCUACAAACACUUCAAACUGACAGAGCCCUGGCUUUCUGGGGGUGAAGGGGCUUAUAAAGGUGAAAAAAUCUUGAUUCUCGGCGGCAGCUCCUCUGUUGGCGCGUAUGCCAUCCAGUACGCUGUCCUCUCUGGCUUCCACGUCCUCACAACUUGUUCGCCCGUCCAUUUCGGCUACGUCAAAUCUCUUGGCGCUGACGUCGUUAUCGACCGUUCCGCGUCCGAUGUCGCCGCUCAGAUCAUCGCCGCUGCCAGUGGUCCGCUCAAAUUUGUCAUCGAUGCGAUUAGCAUUCCGGUUACCCAGCUCCUGGCUACACAAGUCCUCCAGGAGGCCGGCAAGCUGAAUCUCAUGCUUUCGCCCGAUCCGUCUCUCAAACAUGUCCUCGACGCCAAGAAAAUUCAGCUCCUUUGGGGGGCAGGGAUGCAAGGAUGGUACAUCAGUGAACCGCUUUGGGAUGCAGCAGAAGUACAUCUUGCGAGUGGUCUCAUGAAGUUCAAUCAUGUCACGGUGCUGAAUGGUGGACUGAACGCUUGGGAGACGGCAUUUGAGAUGCAUCGCAAAGGCCAAGUUAGCGGGACCAAAUUGAUUUUGGCGCCUCAGCAAACGGUGCGGUAA
Molecule: messenger RNA, 1146 nt
Organism: Mycena indigotica
Lineage: Eukaryota; Fungi; Basidiomycota; Agaricomycetes; Agaricales; Mycenaceae
Product: GroES-like protein
Exons: 4
Coding region: 103-1146 (347 amino acids)
Molecular function (GO): oxidoreductase activity, acting on NAD(P)H
Source: RefSeq, a predicted model, not a curated record